AGUAGCCGGCCGAGCUCCCGAGAAGCAGCCGCCGCCAUUUUGUGCGUGUCUGUGUUUUCCCCCACCCCCGCUCCCCUCUCCGCGGCGGCCGGGACGCCCCGCGCCUUCUGCCGGGCAGGCGAGGCGAAGCCAAGGCCUCGGGCCGGGCCUCGGGAGCCACCGGGGGCCGCGAAGCCGCGCCGCUCGCAGCGAGAGAGGGGGAAAGAAGCAGCAAAACGGAAAAGGGGGGGAACGAGCCUUCGGCGCUGCCCCCCGACGGGAGGAGGAGUCUCAGCGCCAGGCCCAGGCGCGGCACCGGCAUGGAGAACUCACAGCUCUGCAAGCUGUUCAUCGGCGGCCUCAACGUGCAGACCACGGAGGCCGGGCUGCGGGAGCACUUCGCGGCCUACGGCACGCUGACCGACUGCGUGGUGGUGCUCAACCCGCAGACCAAGCGCUCCCGCUGCUUCGGCUUCGUCACGUACUCGGCGGUGGAGGAGGCGGACGCCGCCAUGGCCGCCUCUCCUCACGCCGUGGACGGGAACUCGGUGGAGCUGAAGCGCGCCGUGUCCCGGGAGGACUCGGCCAAACCCGGCGCCCACGCGAAGGUGAAGAAGCUCUUCGUGGGCGGCCUGAAGGGGGACGUGGGCGAAGGGGACCUGGUGCAGCACUUCAGCCAGUUCGGCCCGGUGGAGAAGGCCGAGAUCAUCGCCGACAAGCAGAGCGGCAAGAAGCGCGGCUUCGGCUUCGUCUACUUCCAGAACCACGACGCGGCCGACAAAGCGGCCGUGGUGAAGUUCCACCCGAUCCAGGGCCACCGCGUGGAGGUGAAGAAGGCCGUGCCCAAGGAGGACAUCCAGGCGGGCGGGGGCGGCUCCGCGCGGCCCUCGCGGGGCGGCCGGGGAGGAGGACGGGGUCGGGGCGGCGGCGGAUCCGGUAACCGGGACCACAACGGGCUGUCCAAGGGCGGCGGCGGCUACAACAGCUACGGCGGCUACGGCGGAGGGGGCGGCGGCGGCUACGGCGGCUACGGCGGCGGCUCCUACGGCGGCGGAGGGGGAGGCGGCGACUACGGCAACGGGUACGGCGGGUUCGGCAGCUACAGCCAGCACCAGUCCUCCUACGGCCCCAUGAAGAGCGGCGGAGGAGGGGGCGGAGGGGGCGGCAACUGGGGGGGCCGCAGUAACAGUGGACCGUACAGAGGAGGUUACGGCGGGGGAGGGUACGGGGGCGGCUCGUUCUGAGCCGGAGCGCCCGAACCCAUUGGGGGCGGUGCGCGGAGCCCCUCCCUUUGGGCCGGGGCGGCUUCUCGACGGUUUCUCCCUCGCCCGCCGAAGGGCAGCUCCUUUUAAAUGCCUCCCCGCUGCGGGAGCAGCUCCUAAAUGCCCCCUGGGGGCCGCCUCUGCUGCCUGGGCCACUUCUUUCUCUCUGAAGAUGGACCGGGCCCCACACACACAUACUUUGUGUUACAGUCAUUGAUGGACUCUAUUUUUUUAUUAUUACUUGGACCUCGGUCGUUUUUAUACUAGCAACGAAAAAUGUCUUGUUUUAAUUUGCUUUUUUUGGGGGGGUACGGGGUGGGAAGCGUCUUGCCGAUCUGGAGUAACAACCGGGGAGGGCUGUGGGGAAUUCCUUUGUUGUAAGGACUCGAUACCUGGCUACUACGUUUUUUUCUACAAAGCCUACUCGGAUCCCAUGACUGAAGUUAACGUUUCUGUAAAGGAGGAAAAAAAAAAUCGUUUUUACGUUUUUUAUUUUUUAAAUAAAUCAUUGUGUUCAUUGA
This is a messenger RNA of Gallus gallus (chicken), 1762 nucleotides long. It is a transcript of the gene HNRNPA0, whose product is annotated as RNA binding motif protein, X-linked like 3. The record is from RefSeq and is a predicted model, not a curated record. The coding region runs from base 300 to 1223 and encodes 307 amino acids. Gene Ontology annotation, molecular function: RNA binding. NCBI's taxonomy places the organism in Eukaryota, Metazoa, Chordata, Aves, Galliformes, Phasianidae. The transcript has a single exon.